AUGGCUAGCAAGGCUAAGCCAACCGCGGACAAGCAGAAGCUGAAGCCCUCGAGGGGCCGUGUUAUCGGGAAAUUGCCCGGCUCACCAACGCCGGUCAAGGCUGGCAGCACCGGAGGCGCAAAAGAGGCUGCCACUGCUGGUCGCAACAUCGCCUUGGCCGACGAACGCUCGCGACAUCCGGGUCACAAGUCCAAUAUUGGCGAACGCAAGCACGAGGACGUUAGGACUAAGUCUAAGCCUAAAGGCGGUGUCUCUAACCCGAAACACGACGACAAUGCCGUGAAAGCGAGAGCUGCCGGUGCGCGACCCAAGGCAGCCGGGAAGGGCACCACUUCCAGCUCCGAGUACGAGGAAUCUGGUAUGCCAACGCGUAGCCCCAAGCUCACCCGUGCUACGAAUGUCUCCCACCUGUCCUUGGAGAAGCACAGCAAGACCAAGUCGCGCAGUUCGCCGCGUGUCUCGGCCCCCGAGGAAGAAAACGUUGAGAAGGCCGCUGCCAAGAAACACCAAAUCAACAGGCGCAAGUCGAUGGUCGCCGCGGCCUUGGCAAGGAUCCGCAGGACUCUCAGACCCGACCAAGUGGACGGCUCUAAAAGCGACACGGAGACCACACUGAGCAGCAAGGACCAGAUGUCGCUGUUCCUGGUGUGGGCGGUCGCCGCAUUCCUCUUCAUCUUCAUGGCAAUCCUGAUGUUCGUGUUCUUCCUCGGAGGAACCAACAUACCGGAGGGAGUCGCGUGCAUCACCGACGAAUGCCAGGAAGCCAAGCAGUAUUUGGACAGCCUGCUGAACGACACCCGGGACCCAUGCACCGACUUCUACGGCUACGUGUGCGGCUCGUGGCAGGCGAAGGGAGGCAGCUUCCACGGCGACGCGUCGAUUGGAGCCCUCUUUAGGCUUAACACGACGCUCCUUCACACGCGGAUCAUCAAGCGCAAGGAGGAGAUACGCCAGGGGAUGCACCUCCUCAGACCCAUAUACAGUAGCUGCUACCGAUACAUGUCGAAGCCGGCGCAGCUGAAGGACGCCUUGAUUGACGCGCAGAACUAUCUCGACAUCUCGCAACUGAUGAAGGCCUCCAGCUUCUUCGACGUGGUGCGUUACCUCGUGCGACAGUCCCUGCAGGUUGGCGUGUACACGCUGUUCACGUGCGGUUCAUCUACGAGGCCGGCCGCCCCGUUGCUGUACGUAACCGAGGGCUACACCCUGGCGGAGAAGCUCGGCCAGUCGUUCGACUCGGGCGACGCUCAAGAAACCUUCGCCAGAGUCUCAGGGAUAGUUUGGCUAAACGUCAGCGACGUCGACGCCCAAAUGGCCCUGCUCAAAGACAUCGACGCUGGAGUCUCGAAGCUUUUCGCGACGGGGUCCAGGAGCGAGGAGCAGAUGCCGCUGCGUGACGCGGUCGCCAACAUGUUCCCCGGUGUCUCGGCCGAGGACUGGGUGGCCGCUGUGAGCGCCUCGCAGCGUCAUAGAAUCGUGCUCGUGCCCACGGACGACAUACUUACCCGCGGCUCCGAGAUUUACAAGCCGGCUACGCAGUUCGUGGUGAAGUACGGCCUGCGGAAUGCCACCUUCUACCUGGCGACAAACCUGGAGGCCGACGUGCUAUACGUACUCUCCACUCACAAGAAGAUCCUCAAGAAUGACGUCAGCAAGGGUUUCUACUGUCUCGGCUUCACUCACAAGUGCCUGGCGCUCACCUGGGCCUACCUGGCCGCGAGGCUGCUUGCGCCGAUCGGCAGCACGGGUGUGAUUUUCAACAUACUCAAGUUCAUGAACGAAAUCGUCCAUGAGACGGACCAAGUGCUCAGUUGGAUGAAGAACACGACCGCCGUCAAGGCGAAGGAAGUGGUGUCUAAGACGUUGCUGGACGUGGUCGCUGGCGAAGGCUUCAAUGUUUCCCGCGUCGACUACUCGGGCCCGGAGCCGCCGCUCGACGAGUCCGACCCUUUCCUGAAGAACCUGGUCGUGGCCCUGAGGCACCAUCACGCCGUCAUGGCCGCAAACCCUCCCACGCGGCUUGAGGUGCUCAUCUCGGACCUCGAGUUCAGCAGCUACCUCAGCUACGUGCCCGAAAAGAAGGCCAUCCUUGUGCCCACCCUGUACCAGAACAACCCGUACUUGUACCCGUUCCGGGUACCGGACUUCUUCAACUACGGCACCCUGGCGGUGCUCAUAGCUCGCGUGCUGAUCGCUGAUGUCGUCGGCACCAGCACCGGUAGCACUCAGCAGGACAGCUGGGAUAACGUGACGCGGGUCAAGCACGCCGAGGUCAUGAGCUGCCUGGCGCAGCGCCGGGCCAGCCUGGGCUUCGGAGACGUCAAUCCUGUCAGCGGCGCCCAACAGAAGGCGCUCAUUCUUACGCUUACAAUGAGCGUUCGGCUUGCCUACUACGCCCUUAUGAAGACAUUCCGCUUGAAGGCUGGAACAGCCAAGGUGUUCAAUGACUACUGGCCAGCGGCAGAGGAAGUGUUCUUCGCGCGCUUUUGUCUGCUCUGGUGCAGCGCCAGCAACGACGCGAACCCUCUGACGCCACGCGAGCGGUGCAUGCUGCCGCUGUACAACAUGGAGGAGUUCGUUGACCACUACAGUUGCAAGAGUCGCGCAAACUUCAGCGCGGCUCCCUUCUGCAAAGUGUAG
Molecule: messenger RNA, 2640 nt
Organism: Rhipicephalus microplus (southern cattle tick)
Lineage: Eukaryota; Metazoa; Arthropoda; Arachnida; Ixodida; Ixodidae
Product: endothelin-converting enzyme 2-like
Source: RefSeq, a predicted model, not a curated record